AUGACCGCGCCACACCUAAACGGCACCAAUGGGGUGCAGUCUCCCAAUCAUAGGACCAUAAAGCCUAGGUUCUUCGAGGAUUAUGGGAUUUGGAAGCAGGCUCCUGUAUUGACCGGGACCACAAAGUUCGAGGCCUUACCGGAUGUCAAAAAUAUUAUGAUCACUGGUGGUGCCGGCUUUAUAGCUUGUUGGCUCGUUCGUCAUCUCACCUUGACCUACCCCGAAGCCUACAAUAUUGUGUCCUUUGAUAAAUUAGAUUAUUGCUCAUCAUUGAACAACACCCGUAUGCUCAAUGAUAAGCGAAACUUUACGUUCUACCAUGGAGAUAUCACCAACCCUUCCGAAGUGCUCGAUUGUAUGGAGCGCUUCAACAUCGACACUAUAUUCCAUUUUGCAGCUCAGUCACACGUCGACUUGAGUUUCGGGAACUCGUAUGGAUUUACUCACACGAAUGUGUACGGUACUCAUGUUAUGCUAGAGAGUGCGAAGAAGAUUGGAGUGAAGCGAUUUAUUCACAUAUCUACUGAUGAGGUAUAUGGCGAGGUAAAAGACGACGAUGAUGAUCUGAUGGAAGCGAGUAUUCUAUCUCCAACCAAUCCCUAUGCCGCGAGCAAAGCCGCCGCCGAAAUGCUUGUAAACUCUUACAUGAAGAGCUUCAAGCUUCCAGUCAUUAUUGUCAGAAGCAAUAACGUCUACGGGCCACAUCAAUUUCCCGAAAGUAAGAAACAGAUUCAAGCAACACUCGAGAACACGCUCAUAACUUACCACGAAGCAGAAAUAAUUCCUAAAUUCAUCUGCUUGUUGAAUCGUCAGAGGCCGACAGUGCUCCACGGCGAUGGGAGCCCUACUCGAAGAUAUUUAUAUGCUGGCGAUGCAGCUGAUGCGUUUGAUACGAUCCUACAUAAAGGCACUCUCGGUCAGGUCUAUAAUGUAGGAUCACACGACGAGAUUUCUAACAUUCAGCUAUGUAAAAUGGUGUUGAAAGAGAUGGACAUUCCCCACGAGAGUCAAGAAGACUUCAACAAGUGGGUUAAAUAUACGCACGAUAGACCAUUCAACGAUCAUAGAUAUGCCAUCGACGCUACUAAACUUCGACGUCUCGGUUGGGAUCAGAAGACUUCUUUCGCCGACGGGUUAAAGAUCACUGUUGACUGGUAUAAACGGUUCGGCGAAGAAUGGUGGGGCGACAUUAGCAAGGUUCUCAGCCCUUUCCCGAUUGUCGUUGAAGCUGAAGUGGUAUCUGACAAGGAAGAGAUUUGUGACGAGCCUCAGUUACCAAAGAAACGAAAGUCGCCUGGAUAA
This is a messenger RNA of Daldinia childiae, 1302 nucleotides long. Its product is annotated as Trifunctional UDP-glucose 4,6-dehydratase/UDP-4-keto-6-deoxy-D-glucose 3,5-epimerase/UDP-4-keto-L-rhamnose-reductase RHM2. Bases 1 to 1302 code for a protein of 433 amino acids. NCBI's taxonomy places the organism in Eukaryota, Fungi, Ascomycota, Sordariomycetes, Xylariales, Hypoxylaceae. The record is from RefSeq and is a predicted model, not a curated record. Gene Ontology annotation, biological process: nucleotide-sugar metabolic process. Gene Ontology annotation, molecular function: dTDP-glucose 4,6-dehydratase activity. The transcript is spliced from 3 exons.